Podarcis lilfordi (Lilford's wall lizard) is the source of this 5877-nucleotide messenger RNA. The record is from the annotation of a GenBank genome assembly. Lineage: Eukaryota; Metazoa; Chordata; Lepidosauria; Squamata; Lacertidae.
AUGAAUUCCACCAGAGGAAUACCAUCCAUUAAGAGUCACCCCUUCCAUCUCCACAGCACAUCGUUUCUUCUGCAACGUUUGCCAGACCGUUAUGUUAAAACCAUCCACCAGAGGGACACAACCAUAAGGUACAAAGGUAAGGAUGGUAGCCUUUUACUCCCUCUAGUUUUGGGGCUCAUCACCUCAGUGGAGGAAAGAGAACCAGAUUUAUAUGUUCAGUCAUGAAACAAUAGAGAGAGAGAGAGAAUAGAAGGCAACUAUCUUGGUUUCCGCCUUACAGUUCUUGACAAUUCCUUAUUCAACAGAGUUACUGGAAAUGAAUUGUGGAUUUUUCUUGCUUGCUGAUAUUAAACCUCUUAGUUUAAUAUCUUAAUUUGUUUUUUUAAAAAAAUCAUUUUCACUUUUAACAAUUAGCAUCAUAUAUAAAUCACAAUCAUGUUACAAAUAGGAUUCUUAGAAUCCCAGAACUUCCCUCCACCCUUCCAUGGUUUCCCUAGAUAUUCUUUUCAAACUGCAUUGUAUCAUAUUCUCCAUAUUUUCUUAAAACUCAGUUCUUACCAUAGUUCAUGCUUCAUUGCAAGUGGUUAUUUUUAAAAAAAUUGUUUACAGUGUUAUUUCAAGUAUCUUAUAAAAUUUCCCCAUUCGUUAUUAAAUUUAUUGUCCUCUUGAUCUCUGAUUUUCCUGGUCGUUUUCACCAUUUUGGCAUAGUCCAUCAUCUUUAUCAACCAUUCUUCUUUUGUAGGUAGUUUGUCCUCCUUCCAUCUUUGGGCAAGUAACACCUGUGGAGCUGUUGUAGCAUAUAUAAAUAGUUUCUUCUGAUCCUUAGGUAUUUAUGGACCUAACAUUCCUAGUAGGAAAGCUUCAGGGUUGUUCUUUUUUACACAAAAGUAAUUCUAAACAUUUUUUUCAAUUCAUUAUAAAUCAUUUCCUAAUAUACUUCCGUUUUCUUUCAAGUCCACCUCAUGUGGUAAAAUGUGCCUUCUUUCGACCUUCGUGUUUCAUAUCAGCGAGUUUUAAACUCGAGAUCUGCCCAGCAGAUUUCACCAGAGGUUUAUCCUCUGCCAAGGAAUUUAUUUCUAAGGCUAAAAUGUGGUUUGUUGCGGACUGAGUGCUGACAGGUAUGUGCUUCACACGGCAUCCCCAUCAAAAUGCCAUCCCAUAAUACUUCCCCACUGAAUCUGGAUCUGCUCUGUUUCUGCAGGACAUUUUAACUUACCAGCAAGCCCAGAUUAAAGAAAAACGGGGUGGCAUUUUGCACAGACACUGCACAAAAUUUGCCUGUGUGAGCAGCGCAGGAGGCCACACCUGCCCCACACAUCUGUAGGGUUGCCAUGUGUCUGGAAUUUCCCAAACAUAGAUCAAAUACUGCAGCCGGAAGCAGUGUUUAGGAGGGAAUCUCUGAAAUGCCCGGGGAAAUCCGGACGUAUGGCAACUGAUGUUGGACGUCUGGAUUUUAGCCAAUUUCCUUAAAAAUACCUCAAAAACUUAAAUUCACUUUUUGAAAUAUGUCAACGACCCUAAUCUGCAGCGCUGUUAUGCCACUUUAGCAGAAGGUUACCAGAUUUUUUUCAAUGAAUCCGGGGACACUUUUCAACUUCAAUGGAUUUUGUGUGGGGACUGAUUUGUAAAUCCAGGGACUGUCCCCGGGAAACAGGGACGUCUGACAACCUUACUUUAACAGCCCCCAAAGUAUCCUGGGAACUGCAGUUUGUUAAGGCUGCUGAGAGCCGUUAAGAUACCCGCGUUCCCUUCUCAGAGCUACAAUUGCCAGAGUUCCCUGGGAGAAGGGAUGGAUCGCUAAACCACUCUUGGAAUUGAAGUUCUCUGCUUCGUGUUCUCUUUGAGAUGUGCUGGGCUAAGGGGUUGGAGAAGAAGAAGAAGAGUUUGGAUUUGAUAUCCCGCCUUUCACUCCCUUUAAGGAGUCUCAAAGCGGCUAACAUUCUCAUUUCCCUUCCUCCCCCACAACAAACACUCUGUGAGGUGAGUGGGGCUGAGAGACUUCAAAGAAGUGUGACUAGCCCAAGGUCACCCAGCAGCUGCAUGUGGAGGAGCGGGGAAGUGAACCUGGUUCACCAGAUUACGAGUCCACCGCUCUUAACCACCACACCACGCUGGCUUUAAAUGACCUCCAAGUUACCUUCCAGCUUCAAAUUCUCAGGUGCCACCCACACCUUGCAUUUAAUGCACAUUUAUACUGCCUUAACAGUCAUGGCUCCCCUGAAAGAUUCCUAGGGAGCGUAGCUCCCCCCCCCAACAGAGCUGCAAUUUCAUAGAAUCACAGAACUUUAGAGUUGGAAGGCACCCAAGGGUCAUCUAGUCCAACCCCCUGCAAUGCAGGAAUCUCAGCUAAAGCAUCUCUGACAGAUGGCCACCCAACCUCUUCUUAACAACCUCCAGGGAAGGAAGAGUCCACCACCUCUCACGGGUGUCUGUUCCACUGCCGAACAGCCGUCAGAAGGUUUUUCUGAAUGUUGAGUCAGAAUCUGCUUUCCUGCAACUCGAAGCCAUUGCCUCGAGUGCUAUUCUCAAGAGCAGGAGAAAACAAGCACGCCAGUUCCCAGGAUUUUUUUGGGGGGGACACACCAUGUGAUUUAAAUAUACAACGUGAGUAUGACCUACAUCUCUCUGCAGGCAGAGGCGAGCCCAUUUUUUAAAGCCUCCAUUUCUCAUCCAUAGGAAGAAAGGAAGAAAAAGGCGGGGAGACAGAAAUGAAAACGUGUUCAUGUACCCAAUGUGUGUGAACCGGAGGAAGGCAUGAAACGCUUUCUAACUCUAAUGGAAGACCAAAGUAAAAAAAAAAAGAGCAACUUCCUAAACAAAUAUUGCAGGGUUGCAUUUGUAAGUUAAGAAAGGAAGUGGUUUCUAUCUUUUCUGAGUUUCAUCCGCAGUAUACACCACCCCAACCCCUUGUGAUGUGGAACCUUCUUCUCAACUCCCACCUAGAGGAGCUAAGCGUUUGUGAGAUUUAUUGCUGAAGUAGAGCUCUGCGGACUUCCGGGGUGGCGCCUCCGGAAAAAUGGCGGAAUUCCCUUCAAGUUGAAGGGAACCCGCUGCACGGAAGCUUGGGUCCUACCGCUACGGCGCAGCGGGGACCCUUAAAACCCACAGGCGGACGAAGCCUGUGGACGUGGGACUCAGCGGGCACCGUGAGCGCUCUCUCCCUGUGCCAGGAGCCCGGUAACGGGCCCGGAGUGGGAGGUGCGUGGUGCUGUGAGUCGACUGCUUCUUCGUGCAGCAAAGCCGCACUGCCGUUUCCGGAGAGCGCUGCCUUUUUCCUGGGACAAUUUGGCAUCUAAAACAUCUAUCCGUGAGUACCUGAUCUUGGAAGAGCUGAAUUACUUUUAAGACUGGUGAAUAAAUAAAUAAAUUGGACUUGAAAUUGAAUUUAAUUGGGACUUGGAACGGGAAGGUCUAAACAGGAAGUCAGCCUUCCGUUCUUUUGUUACGUGAAGAAAGCAAAGACAAAAUAUACUAAAGCUUGAAAAUUAAAUUCUGAGAGAACUAGAAUUCAACAUCUAAGAUUUCUGAACCCCCCUUUGACUGCAGGAGAAGAAGGGGGUUGUUUUGGACUUUUAACCCUGCGGAAGUGAGUUUAAAACAAAGUAAUUUUCCACCGCCCUGAACCAGGAGCGGGCUGUCAGAACUGACGUUUUGAAGCUUGUCCAGCUCGACAGAUAGUUAAAAGAAGGGUAACAUUGUGACUCUACUGUUGCCUCUUGAAUUUUGAAGGGGGAACUUUGGAUAAAGUGUAUCUGGAAAAGAAAGACUGUUGCUGAUGUUUUUCUCCUUUAUAAAAAAAAAAAAGAAAAAAAGGUUUUCCUCUAGUGGGAUUUAGUGAAACUGCAACGCAGAGAGCUUAAAAGUGAAGGACUAUAAUCGUGGGAAAGAAUUUUCUUUGACCUUGAAGGACAAUGCUUGUACAAAGGCUUGAACAAAUGUUCCUGGAAGGUUUUUCAAAACUAAGUGCCCAGCUGGACCAGAUGCGUCAGGAGACGACCUUGAUGACGGAAGUUACCAGAGCACAGCAGCAAGUAAAUGGAACUCAGUUAAAAUAUCUACAAGUAUAUGAACCUGCUGUAGUGAUGGAGGCUUCAGAGAUGGAGGGACCUUUGGACCGGCAGGAUCAGCCUUUGAACUUGAUAAAUGAACUUGGGAUAAAUCAGAUUCGGAAAGAUGAAAUGUGGUUAGAUUUGGAAAUGGGGGAUGGAUUGACCCCCCUUUAUAUGGUUAUCUGGACUUUCCGAGUCUGGUGAUGGGCCAUCAGAGGAUUGGAGUAGUCGGAGCCUCCAAGUUUCAAGGAAACUUGAAGUGGUAUUAUCUGCUGUCUGGCUUGGACAAUGGGCAUGGGAUGGACUUGCUGCAAAGGGUCAAAAGUAUCUUUCUGCUGGAGUACCCACGACUGAAAGGGAAACAUCAAGAAGAGCUGCGAAAGGGGCAAGAAAGAGAUUUGAGGGCCUCGGACACGAGACAACCAGGUUAAGGAGCCGGACUAUUGAGGUUAAAAGGACUGACAAUCCCGGGUCCAGGGGAGGGGCGCUGUUAGUUGACUGGUUUGUGUCUGACUUAUUAUUUUAUUUUAUUUUUCUAUUUUUCAAUAUUGGGAACGUUCAUAAAUGUUUGAAAGAUGUUGAAUGAAACUAUAUGGCUUAAGUAAUGAUUGGUAAAUGAUUUGCAAAAAGGUAAUGAUGUAAGAAUUUGGUAAAUACUGAAUAUAAGCUUUGAGUUUUAAAGUUUUUAUAUGACAAGAGGGAAAAUAGAAUAAGGAAAUGUAAUGAUAGAUUGUUAUGAAAAACAGAAAGGAUUUGCUGUAAAAAUUAAAAAUUAAGAAACAAGAGAGGGGAGGAGGAGGAAGUCUAGAAAGGAAGUUAACAGAGAUCGUAAAUGAUUUUAUACUUUUGUUUUUCUGUUUUUCUUUUUUUCUUUAUGGUUGGGUUUUUUUCUUUUUUAUUUCUUUAUCAUUUUUGUUUUUUGUAUUUUCAAAUUGUUUUGGAAAUUUUUGUUGUUAUUCUUUGAAAACUUAAUAAAUAUUAAUUAAAAAAAAAAAAUGAAGUAGAGCUCUGCAUUGAACUAUGACGUUUUCUCCCACUGCACUUUUCCUCCGAGGUAAGAACGACCAUAUCUACUUUUCUCUCACCUUGUACAGGUGGCACAAGGAGAAUCCUGAAGGAAAACAAGGUGACAAUGGAAGAUUGAUAAGGCCAGCUUUUGGAAACGUUGCUCAUAGAUAAACUAACCUAUAAUUUGUGUGUUAUCAGAGAUCAAGAAGAUAUUGGAUCAUAGGCUCAAUUAUUAUCAAUUGGCAGGAUGGACCAGCGAUGACUGAGUCUCCUCACAUGCAAUAUUGUGGAGAAACUGGUGGAGGAACCUUUGAGAGACUUUGCAGGAGAAAUUUGGAUGUAUUAUUUUUUCUGGCUUGACUUGGAGUCUCUGGACUGGGAUAUAAUUGCAUGCAGCAAUGAUGUCCUGAUACUCUGAUGCUGUCAUGGGAAAAUAAGCAGUGCUUUUGUCAGGUUCAUAUUCCUCUCUCUCUCUCUCUCUCUCUCUCUGUUGUCUGUUGCUCAAAUACAAUAAUGAAAUAAGCUGAAAAUAAGAAAAAACUUCAGAAACAAAAUACUAAAAGAUGGUUAAGUGUACUCGCUUCCAGAAUUGGUGGUGGGUAAACUUCUGCCCAUUCAGAAAGAUGAUGAGGAUGAUGAUGAUGAUGAAGAAGAAGAAGAAGAAGAAGAAGAAGAAGAAAAUAAUAAUAAUAAUAAUAAUAAUAAUAAUAAUAAUAAUCCAGAAGGGAGAACUAUGAUCCAGGGAGAGAAAUUGGUAUUAGGCACAGAAUGUCCAAAGUUAUCCAAUGUCUGGGAAGACAUUACAGAAGGUCUUCAAUGA